CAAAAUAUUAUAAAAAUGAUAAAACUCAAUUAUGAUUGUUUAUAGAAGCAGUAAACGUCAAUUAUUAUCGGUUGGUGCAUUUCUUUCUAUAUUAGUGAUAUAUUAUGGCGGAAAAAGUAUAUUAACGACAAUACAACGUAACAAAUAUAGACCGGAUUCCUUAGCUAUACAUUUGAUACUGAAUAAAUAUUUUCAUAAACCGGCCUUUGGUCUACCCUUAAACCUUACAAAUCCUUAUAAGUACGAUUAUUCUGAGUAUGGUCAAUCAAUUUACGUUGACGAAAUUUUUGAUGGGAAAGAAAAUGGAACUUAUAUAGAAUGCGGUGCUGGUGAUGGAGAAACCUACUCUAAUAGUUUAUUUUUUGAAAUUAGACGAAAAUGGACGGGUGUACUAAUUGAAGCAGGAAGGAAAAAUUACGAUUUAUUGAAAAUGAAAAAAAGGAAAGCCAUAUUGAUUAAUGCCGCUUUAGGGAAUAAAACUGAAUUGGUUAAAUUCAUAGAAGCUGGUUUUACUGGUGGAAUUGAUAAAAAUAUGGAGAAAUCACAUAAAAAAUGGAUUUUCCAAAAUUUUCCUUAUAAUUUGACAAAUUCUAAGCAGCUUAUUCAAUCUUUUAGAUUUAUUGAUAUAAUUGAAGCGGUUGGAAUGAAAGUUGUAGAUUAUUUGAUCUUAGAUGUUGAAGGAUCCGAGAUAACUAUAUUGGAAACUAUUCCAUUAAGCCUAUACGUUAUAAAUAUUAUACAGGUAGAAUUUCUAGUUAAAAUGGAUGUUGAGAAAACCUCAAGAAAACUUGAUAAGAUCAAAGAUAUAAUUCUGUCAACGAAUUUAUAUAUAUAUUUUGAUAUUAUUAAAAAUACUGAUGCUCUCUUCAUCCGAAAAGAUAUAUUCUAUGAUUUUGAGAAGCGUUCAACCAAACCCUUAUAA
Messenger RNA from Dimorphilus gyrociliatus, 922 nucleotides. NCBI's taxonomy places the organism in Eukaryota, Metazoa, Annelida, Polychaeta, Dinophilidae. The record is from the annotation of a GenBank genome assembly.